Molecule: messenger RNA, 3882 nt
Organism: Rotaria sp. Silwood1
Lineage: Eukaryota; Metazoa; Rotifera; Eurotatoria; Philodinida; Philodinidae
Source: the annotation of a GenBank genome assembly
AUGAGUGAGCAUAGUUAUAUAAGACAAGAUGAAUAUGGUGAUUCUUUAAAUGGUGAUGAAAAUGAUGAUAUGUCUGACGACCAGAAUGACUUCGAUGACAAUGAGGAGGAUCGUCGUUUUAUAACUGUUGGUAUAUGUGCACAAUGGAAAAAAGUCAAAGCAAAACCUAUGGAAGAAAUUUUACAUCGUUUAGAACAAUUUGAAUUUAUUCGUAUAAUAAUUUUUUCUGAAAAAAUGAUACAUGAAAGUCCUAUUGAAGAUUGGCCAUUUUGUCAUGUUUUAAUUAGUUUUCAUAGUAAAGGUUUUCCAUUAGCUAAAACUCAACAAUAUGCACGUCUUCAUCAACCAUUUCUUAUUAAUGAUCUUGAUAAACAAUGGGAUAUAAUGGAUCGUAUUAAAGUACAUGAAAUACUUAAAGAUGCUGGAAUAGCACAACCACGUUAUGGUAUAGUUCGACGAACAAUGGAUGCUGAUGGAACAUGGAAAACAUUAUCUGUUGUUAAUGAACAAGAUGAUCAAAUUGAAAUUGAUAAUGAAAUAUUUCAUAAACCAUUUGUAGAAAAACCUGUAUCAGCUGAAAAUCAUGAUGUUUAUAUUUAUUUUCCAUCAUCAGCUGGUGGUGGUUCACAAAGAUUAUUUCGAAAGAUUGGUAGUCGAAGUAGUGUAUACACAUCAGAAAAUAGUAUUCGUAAAGAUGGUUCAUAUAUUUAUGAAGAAUUUAUGCCAACAGAUGGUACAGAUGUUAAAGUAUAUACUGUUGGUGCUGAAUAUGCACAUGCUGAAGCAAGAAAAUCACCUGGGCUUGAUGGUAAAGUUGAACGAGAUGAAUUUGGUAAAGAAGUACGUUAUCCAGUUAUAUUACGUGCUGAUGAAAAAUUAAUUGCAAUGAAAAUAUGUUUAGCAUUUAAACAAGCUGUAUGUGGCUUUGAUUUACUUCGUGUUGAAGGAAAAUCAUUUGUAUGUGAUGUAAAUGGUUUUAGUUUUGUUAAAAAUAGUACUAAAUAUUAUGAUGAUUGUGCAUCAAUUCUUGGACAUAUGAUAAUGCGUGAACUUGCACCAACAUUUUCUAUUCCAUAUCCAAUAGCUUAUCAACCUGAUGAUCCACCAUUUGUACCAACUGCAUUGGGUACAAGAAUGGAACUUCGUUGUGUUAUUGCUGUUAUUCGACAUGGUGAUCGAACACCAAAACAAAAAAUGAAAAUGGCUGUUUUACAUCCAUUAUUUUUUCAAUUAUUCGAAAAAUAUCAUGGUCCAAAAUCAGGUCAUUUGAAAUUAAAACAUCCUGGUCAACUUCAAGAAGUACUUGAUAUAGCUCGAAAAUUACUCAAAGAACUUGAUGAUAAUCGAAUAAAUCGAUUUCCUAAUUUACCUGAAACAAGAGGAAAAUUACUUCAACUUAAACAAGUAUUAGAAUUAUAUGGACAUUUUUCUGGUAUUAAUCGAAAAAUUCAAUUAAAAUAUUUACCAAAAGGUCUACCAAAAAAAACUAGUAGUGAAGAUGAAUCUAAUAGUGUACCAUCACAACCAUCCUUACUCUUAGUAGUUAAAUGGGGUGGACAACUAACUCAAACAGGAAAAAAUCAAGCUGAAGAACUUGGCAAAGCAUUUCGUAAAAUGUAUCCCGGUGGUCAAGGUGCUAUAGGUGAUCGACCUGAUGUUGGUCUUCUUCGUUUACAUUCCACAUUUCGACAUGAUUUAAAAAUUUAUGCAUCAGAUGAAGGUCGUGUACAAAUGACAGCUGCUGCUUUUGCUAAAGGUUUAUUAGCACUUGAUGGUGAAUUAGCACCAAUACUUGUACAAAUGGUUAAAAGUGCAAAUACAAAUGGUUUACUUGAUAAUGAUGUUGAUUCAACAAAAGAACAACAAAAAGUUAAACAAACAUUACAUGAUCUUUUAGCAAAAGAUCGACAAUUUACACAAGAAGAUUAUGAUACAAUUGCACCGACUCGCUCUCGUUCUUUAGUUUCAUCAAUGGAUUUUAUUAAAAAUCCAGUUACUGUAUGUCGAAAAAUAUAUGAAUAUAUUCAUGAAAUGACUGUACUCAUUCAAACACGUUCACUUCAAGAUAGUUCAAAUCGACUUUUUGAAUCUGAAACAUGGGAUUUAUGUUUGAGACGAUGGUUAAAAUUAGGAAAAGAAUUUUAUGAUACACGAAAAGAUAAAUUUAAUAUAUCAAAAGUACCUGAUAUAUAUGAUUCAAUAAAAUAUGAUUUACUUCAUAAUAAAGAUAUUCUUCAAUUUCCAUAUGCUGAAGAUUUAUAUGUAUGUUCUAAAGCAUUAGCUGAUAUUGUUGUACCUCAAGAAUAUGGUAUGACAGUUGAUGAAAAACUAAGCAUAGCUCGUGGAAUGGUUACACCCUUACUUCGAAAAAUUCGUGCUGAUCUUCAAUGUAAUUUAACCGGUGUUAUAACUCAUGAUGAACAUGUUAAUAAAUUAGAUCCCAGUUAUUCAAAAGGUAUUCAAACUCCUGGUCGACAUGUUCGUACACGAUUAUAUUUUACUAGUGAAUCACAUGUUCAUUCACUUCUUACAGCAAUUCGUUAUGGUGGUUUAUUAGAUAUAUCCGAUGAUGAACAAUGGAAACGUUCAAUGGAAUAUUUAGAUACAGUUUCUGAAUUAAAUUAUUUAACACAAAUUGUUAUUAUGUUAUAUGAAGAUUCAAGUGAAGAAGAAGAUUCUGAAAAACGUUUUCAUGUUGAAUUACAUUUUUCACCUGGUGCUUAUGGAUGUUUUGAUGUAUUACCAGAAAUUGAUUCAGUUAGUGAAAAUAUUAAUCCUAUUCGUACUGUUUUACCAAAAAGUAAUCGACAAGCAGCACAUAGUCCACCAAGACAUCAAAUUGAAAUGCCAAUAUCAAUUUCAUCAUCAACAUCAGAUAAAUCAAAUAUAUCAUCAUUAGUACCACAGUCUGAAUUAGAAACAACAACAACAACAACAUCAUCAUCAGCUCAAAUAGUUCCAGAAUCAACAUUAACUAAUAUUAAUAGUAGUCCUAAACGAUCAAUACAUGCUGAUAAAUUACAUCAAAAACUUGUUAAACAACGAUCAUUUUCAUCGAGAACAAUUUAUCGAAGUAAUAGUACAAUGACAACAAGUCGAUCAUCAGAACCAACUAAUUCUAGUGAUAUAAAUUCUAAUGAAAUUCCACAUUCCAAUAAUACAAAUAAUAAAUAUCUUACAAAACCUAAAUCACUUGAAGAUGAUGAACCAGAUUUACAGCACAUAACAUCACAUCAGACUGAAUCAUUUAAUGUAUUCUCUAUGAAAUAUCCCAAAAAAUCAAGUACAAUACCUGGUUUUUAUUCAACAAGAUUACGAUCGAGUUUACCAGCGAGUUGGGAUAUUUCACGUCGAAUUUCGGAGACAACAAGAUCCCAUAGUUAUUAUAAUACAGUUCAUGGUGCAUCAGCCGAUAAACAUAUUUAUAAUUAUGUUCCAUUAACAAGUAUUUUUAGUACAAAAGUAAUUACCGGUGCAAAAUCAACACCUGAUCUUAAUAGAUUACUUGCGCGUAAACAAGCUGGAUUGAUAUGUUCUGAAACUGCUGUUGUUACUCCAUUAGAAACAUUAAAUACAAAUUUAAAUUAUAAAAUUCUUGAUGAUUUUAUUGGUAAAAUUACUGAUUCAACAUUAAAAUGUUAUACACCUACUUCACUUGAUUCUACUAAUAAUAAAGACAAAACAGACAACAAUGAUAAACGUAAUUCAUUAUCAAAGCAUAUUUCACAUGGAAAAAAUCGUUUUAGUGUUCAUUCUGUUGAUAAUCAUAAUAGUACAUUUGGAAAUGAUAAAAAAUUACAUGUUGGUUUUGGUACAGUGACACAAUAUUCAAUAAAUACAAUAACAGAACUUCCUGAAAAAACAUUAGAUGAAGAACAAUAA